CAAGCAGUAGGUACACGCGACCUCGGCGCGCUGGGCAGGUUACCGAACGAGCUGCUCACCCUCAAGACCUCACCGGUGAAACUACGGCACGCCGCCAGCAAUCCGUCCCAUUAUCACCAUGGACGAGUAUUGCCGAGCCGAGAGUGUUCGAUGCGUUCGAGCCUGACGAGCUAGGAAGCUGGUGUGAGACAGCGGAUGUAGGCGCUAGCAGUGAUGUCACUGUCUGAGCUGGGCAGGCGUCAAGCUUGCACCGCCCCACCUCGUUCUUCACUCAUCUCAACUUCGACUCAAACAACACACAAUGUGUGACCCUGCACCAGACCGCCUCCCUGCCACUCUCGGCGCCCUGGGCAAGCUGCCGACCGAGCUGUUCCUCCAGGUGGCCGCCUUGCUCGACAUCCAGAGCCGCGCCCGCCUCCUCCGUCUCAAUUCGGCCUUCUAUUCUCUAGCAGCCGCGUCUGCCUACUCAAACCUGCUCCUCUUUACAACCCAACCCCUGGGCGCCCCUUUAACCCUUCCGCUGCAAGGAUGCGCCGCCGUGCACGCUGAGCACGUCCGCGUCAUCGACGUCUUCACCCACCCGCAGCACACGUGCCGAACCGUGAAGAGCACCCGGCUCGACGACGACAUUUCCGUCUCCCAUUUCCUCGGACACGACCUCCCGAACCUACGCACCCUCCACCUCCACAUCGACGAUAGGUACCUCCAUUCGUCGGACGACAGCAGUAACUUUACUUGCUGGGCUAUCCAGUACCUCUGCCCGCCGGUUGUUGUGGUGCAUAGCCGCAUGUUCCACGGCAGUGAAAUCAGCUUUGCCUCUCCGCCACCUGAGCCACCUGAAGGUUCCGUCCAAGAGGAGCGCGACUUGGUCGGGGAACGCCUUGUCUGUGUCCUCGAGGAGGGGUGGCGCCGCAACAUCUGGAGCAAUGUCGAGGAAUGCCUCAUAAGCAUGGUCGGCGAGCGCACGACCUCGGCCACCUUUGUCCUCCGUGCGCCGGUUGUGCGCGGAAGAGUCUUGGGGCUGUGCGGAGAGGCAGCCAAGGGCGGAGGGGUGCCCGAUAUUUACGAUGCCUUCGACCUGUACGAUGCAGUCGAGCUCGACGCGACGCCCGUCGAGCUCGACUCGAGUUUUCUGGCCGAGAUGGUCGGGUACAUCGGCCACCAUGAACCCCUCGACCACUGCAGCGUGACAAUCGUCAAUGCCGGAUGGGUUGGCCCCGGGCAGGCGGACGAGGAGACGGCGAAUCGGCUCGAGAUUGAACGCUCGUUCCGCGAGGCUGUGAACAAGAGGUGCUGCGAAAUUGGCCUCGACGCCGAGGCGACGGCCCGCCGCCAGGAGAUGAUUCGGUUCAUCACCAUGCGCGAGUACCUCGCUGAGCCGGGCGUGCUGGACGUGUUUCACCCAACAGAGAUUGCAGAGUGGCUGCGACAGGGGUAG
Vanrija pseudolonga is the source of this 1438-nucleotide messenger RNA. RefSeq lists its product as uncharacterized. Bases 302 to 1438 code for a protein of 378 amino acids. The transcript is spliced from 2 exons. The record is from RefSeq and is a predicted model, not a curated record. NCBI's taxonomy places the organism in Eukaryota, Fungi, Basidiomycota, Tremellomycetes, Trichosporonales, Trichosporonaceae.